AUGUGGGACCGAGUUGGAACAAGGUUAAGAGGACAAGAGGCUGGAGCUACAACUUUUGCAUUGUGGGCUUUAAUAAAUGAGGCUCUUAAGGCAGAAAAAUCAGAUGCAGAUACUAAGGAGUCUAUGGACUCAGUUAGAGCCCACUUGCAAGAAGUUAGGGAAGAAAAAAUGUCCCAACCUGAGGAUGAAAGAAUGUCUCAGGGAUCUUCUGAUCCAGAUGAUUGGGUGGAUCUGACUGAGACUAAAAAGGAAAAGGAGCCUCAAAUGAGAAAAAAGAAAAACUUUUAUGGGUCAGCCCAGAAAGCAUUACAAAAAAUUCAGGAGGAUAAUACUAGUGAGGAAGAAGAUUUAGAUACAGAAGAUGAGGCUGACUUAGAGGAAGAGAUUGCUAAAUAUCCUAAUCCUGACUGGCCUCUUCCUAAAGCCAAAGGCCCACCCUCUUACAAGGAGUUGGUUCCACUUAAACAAACUAAAAAGAGAUAUGAUUUUAUGUCACCUAUAGAACAGGUUAUAGACAGCGCAAAAAGAAAAGGGGAAGAUUUUUCUGAGUUUCCAAUGGCAUAUCCAGUGGUAGAGGUUAUGAAUCCACAAGGUAAUAGAAUUAGACAACAUGUUAGUAUUGAACUUAAACAGCUUAAAGAAUUAAAGACAGCAGUUUCACAAUAUGGAACCACAGCUCCCUUUACUGUGGCUCUUUUUGAAACCAUAGCAGAUAAUAACUUGACUCCCUUAGACUGGAAGACUGUUGCACGUGCAGUACUGUCUGGAGGAGACUAUUUGCUAUGGUCAGCAGAUUUUAGGGAAUUUUCUCGCAGGACUGCCACACUUAAUGUUCAAUCUGGAAAUCCUGCCUGGAAUCAAGAUAUGUUAUUAGGAGAGGGACAAUAUGAAGGAAAUUAUAAUCAAAUUAAUUACCCUCCUGCUGUCUAUACUCAAAUUACAGCUGCGGCCCGUCGUGCCUGGCAAAAAUUACCCUCCAAAGGAAAAAUGAGUUCAGCAUUAGCCAGUAUUAAACAGGAAUCCGAUGAACCUUUUCAGGAGUUUGUGGACAGAUUGUUAAAAGCUGCAGGUAGGAUUUUUGGAGAUCCAGAAGGCGGAAUUCAGUUUGUGCAACAACUGGCUUUUGAAAAUGCCAAUUCAGCUUGUAAAGCUGCCAUUCGGCCCUAUAGAACCAAAACUGACCUGUCUGGGUAUAUUUGUUUAUGUGCUGACAUUGGUCCUGCUUAUCAACAAGGAUUUGCUAUGGCUGCUGCUUUAAAAGGUGUCACGGUUCAGGAAACGUUUAUGCAAAGAAAUAAGCAAAGAGGAGGUUGUUUUAAUUGUGGACAGACUGGACAUAUUAAACGAAAUUGUCCUAUGCAGUCUCAACCUAGAUCUCCAGGUAUUUGUCCUAGAUGCAAGCGAGGAAAACAUUGGGCCAAUAAAUGUAAAUCUAAAUUUGACAAGGAUGGACAACCCAUCCAAGCCCCAAGACAAAAUGACCAAACACAGAAUCAGGGAAACGGGAAAUGGGGUCAGCCUCGGGCCGCCAACUCUCAGCAUGAGGUAUAUGGGGCAAUGAAAUUUGUACCUCAGACCACCUCAAACCCCUUUCUUCCCUUAUCAGAGCAACCCCAGGAAGUGCAGGAUUGGACCUCAGUUCCACCACCUACACAGUAUUAA
Messenger RNA from Meriones unguiculatus (Mongolian gerbil), 1662 nucleotides. RefSeq names its product endogenous retrovirus group K member 10 Gag polyprotein-like. Gene Ontology annotation, molecular function: zinc ion binding; nucleic acid binding. NCBI's taxonomy places the organism in Eukaryota, Metazoa, Chordata, Mammalia, Rodentia, Muridae. Bases 1 to 1662 code for a protein of 553 amino acids. The transcript has a single exon. The record is from RefSeq and is a predicted model, not a curated record. Gene Ontology annotation, biological process: viral process.